UAAGAAUGUGGGGUAGCAUGUGCCAUAAGAAGGCUCGUUUAACAUCCGGUACAUCCAGCAGCGGGAGACUGGAGGAUGAAAUGAAAUGAAACUGGCUUCGGCGGAGGCGGAGGCAGGCAAGGCACUUUCGCGCACAUGGUCGCUCUGCAGGUGAAGGCGUCAAACACUUUCUCGUUCUUCGGCCAGUUGCUUUCCGACAACCAGCAGCAGCAGACGUCGGUGGAGUGCAGACAUGCGGCCCAACACCACUCUACUCGUAGUCGGUCUACUAGGGGCAAUUCAGAAGUCCAUGACAGCACAAAACAACGCCAGCAACAGUACGGCACUGCCAGUCAAGGCAAAUGACAGAUUUCGGCGUCUUAUACCAUACAUGACAUUUUAUUUCGCGCGACAGAAUUACGGCAAUCGCCCCAGGUACCAGGAAUACGGCGUUCUUCCAGCUUCCGACAACAAGCUGUCUGCUGUGCCACAGUAUCAGGGGAACCUUGUUGUACCAAACACUUAUCUCUUGCGCUACAGUCCCAGGCAGCUCCCGCCACAAAGCCCCGUUGCCUAUAACACCCUCGCACAUCAAGCGACAAACACCAGGAUCAAGCAGCUCACACCACGCCCCUUUUCUCCGAGCAUCCACGGAAAUAACAUUAAUAGCCCUCAAAACAACAACAGAUACCCUGAAGCUUUAUCAUCACAGACUUACCAGACACAACCAACUGAAGAUUAUGUAAGCCCAGUUGUACAACCACAGAACAGUUACAACAGGGCCAGGUCAUUAACUGUAUCACAAAUCCUGAGCAUAUUGCAGGCAAUACAAAAACUCCCACAGACAGCAACGCCAAACAACAGAGAACAAGCGACGGCCCAGCUUAUUAACGUACUUCGAGAAACUAACCAAUUGCCAACUAGUACCGUAAACAGUCUUACAAAAAUUUUCAAUCAGAUUCCGCAAUACAAUAAAGUUUACCAGUCUCUAGGUCUUUCCGGGACACAGUUACCUCAAGCAGCGCCACUUUAUGACAGUCCUAAGCACGUAAUUCCUGCAAACACAAACAACCCUGCUACACCUAAAUUCUUUAUUCAGCCUUAUGCCAACAAUAAUUAUGAAAGCGGAGUUCCUCAGAUCUCAACACCUGUUACAGAUCUGGUACAAAAUAUUGAUGAUUAUGACACUUACGAUGAUGAACCAAAACUGCAGGAACCACAAAGAGAACACCCUGUAGUUAGGCCAUUACCCCCCAUUCCUAAACAGACCUCGCUGCCCCAAGUAUCUACAGUAGCCCCGGCACCUUCUCUAGCUCAAAAUAUCAAUGAUCUGCAAAAUUAUGACUACAGCUCAGAGACACUGGAAAAUCCUGAUAAUGACAGGAACAACAAACCUACUUCUCAAGUUCCAUCCAAUGACAAUUAUCCAGUCAAAGAACCCCAAACAUCAACACCAAUUCCAUAUGUUGUUCAAAACAUCGAAGAUCUACAAAGAUAUGGAUACGCGGCAAAACUGCCCCAACCACAGCCCAAUUACUACGGUGGCCGCGCUACAACACAGACUUUCCCAGCUACAAACGCUAAAGGGGGCACUCCCGGAUAUCCCGGCAUUGACUAUCCGACCUAUUCAACCAUUCCUGAAACAAGCUUCACGUGCAAGAACCAGAGGUACAAAGGCUUCUUUGGAGACCCGGAAACAUCUUGCCAGGUGUGGCAUUACUGUGACCUGAACGGUGGACAAGCUUCAUUUCUUUGUCCGAAUGGAACCAUAUUCAGUCAAGUCGGCCUCACGUGCGACUGGUGGUUCAACGUCCGAUGUUCUUCGACGCCUCAACUGUACGUGCUAAAUGAGAGGCUGUACAAAUAUAUUCUGCCAGUGGCACCAAGCUUCCCUGAAGAUUUCUCAGGUCCACUGGUGGACCAAUACCUAACACUCAAAUUCAGAGAAUCAGAAAAUAAGAAAAAUUCAAACAGAACUGAACCUGUCAGUCCAAUUAAGACAUAAUUACCCUCAAAAGUAAAUCUUUUUCCCAUAGACAGGUUCCAUGGCAGUAAUGUCAGCAAAAGCAAAGACUACUUCUUAAUAUAAUUCACAUACUUAUCAACACAGCUAAUCAAUUACCUUUUCUUUAAAUAUAUGACACUAAAAAUGUAAUAAUUUGUAAAACAUGAUUCCCUUAAUCAGCUCAGAUACACCAUCAUGUCAUCUGAAAGCAAAUGCAUUUCUAUGUUCAGAGGUUGGUGUUAUCCGACACAAAAUUCCCGGACAGAUGAAUCUAAAGUUCUAAACUUAUUCUGUGAAGUCCAGUCCAGCGCAAUAAAAUAAAACCUAUAGAAAAUGUACCAUAGUUGCUGGGAGACGAUUAUCAAGAUGAGACAUUAAGAACGUUGCUGCUAGCAAUAAUUCUGUAUGCAGCGCUGCACGACAUCACAUUACAUCACUGAUAGGUGAGCAUCUGCCAAAACUGCAAGUUAAAUUCAAGUUUGGGUGACAAAUUUUCAACAAGGCUGCAUGGAAAUGUCACG
This is a messenger RNA of Zootermopsis nevadensis, 2505 nucleotides long. RefSeq lists its product as uncharacterized. The record is from RefSeq and is a predicted model, not a curated record. Gene Ontology annotation, cellular component: extracellular region. Lineage: Eukaryota; Metazoa; Arthropoda; Insecta; Blattodea; Termopsidae. Gene Ontology annotation, molecular function: chitin binding.